AUGGCGAUAUACAUUCCUCGCCCCGCUCCAGUCCAAGUGUCUUUUACGUCUCCCUCAUCGGCCUUCAAGAUCAAACAUAUAUUCCACAACGCUGCAGAUGGCAAGACUCACAAAAGAUUGGAUAUAGAUGAUGAGUUUCUUAGCAUUUACAACUCUGCAGGGUCCCAGAUGGCACACAUCGAGGAUAUGGAUUUAUUUAACGUCUCUCCUUUUGAGCAAGAGCUUGUGAUCAGACAUACAGAGGGACAAACUAUCAGAUUGGCGGACCGGUCGCCCGACUUUGUGGAGUCAUAUCUUGACUUUGCCCUUGAAAAUGGUCCUGCUUCGCGUAUGAUCGAGUUUGAUUGGCAACAAGAAUCUCUCUUGAUUCCGAAUAUGAGCGAUAAGGAGACAAUCGUCAGUUUGGCCCUAAUGUCAUCGGACGCUUAUGUUGGCCUCCCGACUGAUGCUGACUGGAAUGAUGUAGGCGACAAGUACAACGAGUCGGAGCGUUUUGGAUGGGAAAAUGGAGGUGUGAGAGGUCAUGUUUUCACCGAUCCUGAAGAAACAAUCGUGAUAAUUUCAAUUAAAGGCACAUCAGCUGCGGGCUUAAACACGGGAGGAGACGGCCAGACAGUCGAGCAGGAUAAGACAAAUGACAACUUACUCUUCUCUUGCUGUUGCGCGAGAGUGUCGUCGUUGUGGAAAACAGUAUGCGACUGCUACGAAGAGUCGUACACCUGUAACCAGAACUGUUUGGAACAGGAACUAAGGCGACCGGACAGAUACUACAAAGCCGUCUUAGAAAUCUACCGCAACGUGACGCACAUGUAUCCAGAGUCGGAGAUAUGGGUCACAGGACAUUCAUUGGGAGGAUCGCUAAGUUCGCUUCUUGGCCGCACGUUUGGCCUUCCUGCUGUCUCAUUUGAAGCCGUGGGAGAAUUGCUGGCCACCCGCAGAUUGCACCUACCAAUGCCACCAGGGUUACCAGAGGAGAUGGAAAACAUUUGGCAUGUUGGAAAUACUGCGGACCCUAUUUUUAUGGGUGUUUGCAACGGUGCGUCUUCUACAUGCUCUUUGGCCGGUUACGCAUUGGAAACACAGUGCCAUUCGGGAAAGAAGUGUGUUUACGACGUGGUAAACGACCUGGGAUGGCAUGUGAACCUGCUAAACCACAGGAUAAGGACUAUCAUCAGCGACGUUUUGAUGGUCUACAACGACACUGCCGAGUGCGUCAAAUCCCCACCAUGCUACGACUGUUAUAAUUGGAGAUUUGUGGACCAUUCUGGCGAUCGGUACAGAACCACAGCUACCUCCCCGUCACCAAUACCCUCCGACCCCCCUGGACGAAGAUGUUUGAAGCGCACAUGGUAUGGCCGCUGCUACGAAUGGGCGGACGAUCCCAGCUCGGUGAAGACUACCUUCGCGACAAGCACGAUAUACAGCAAGACGAGCGACAUCAGCACCAGCACGCACACAGGAGGAAAUACCACAUGCAUCAGAAGAUCCUGGCUUGGGUACUGUCUUGAGUACGGUCCGGGAUUACGUUAG
Molecule: messenger RNA, 1530 nt
Organism: Ogataea parapolymorpha DL-1
Lineage: Eukaryota; Fungi; Ascomycota; Pichiomycetes; Pichiales; Pichiaceae
Product: putative lipase ATG15
Exons: 1
Coding region: 1-1530 (509 amino acids)
Biological process (GO): macroautophagy; piecemeal microautophagy of the nucleus; multivesicular body membrane disassembly
Molecular function (GO): glycerophospholipase activity
Source: RefSeq, a predicted model, not a curated record